CUUGACUGUCUUUUGUUAGCAUCAAGGAAAAGAGUCUGAACUGAAAAGCUCCUCAGAGUAAAGCAGUAUACAGCCACGGACCGCCCACAAUCAAAUGUGUGGCAGUGUGAGAAUAGAGUGUUUGCAGUUCGUCAUGUGCAUGCAAACGAAAGCAGGAGCAAUUUGCUGAGGAGUCAGAUUUCAACACAACGCUUGAGGCUGCUGAUGGUGAAAUAACACCCAGAAUGGAGAGGCAAAGGCGGGGAAGUCUACUUGCUGACAGUCCUAACAUGUGUGAUUUGAGGAUUGUUCUUCUGGGUAAGAAUGUAUCAGAAAACAGUCGAGUCAGAAACUUGAUCCUGGGAAUAGAUAUGCGUGAGAGUGAAGAGCCGACAGCUUUAGAGCAGAACAAUAUAACCAAAGUCAGUGGGAUGGUAAAGGACAGACACAUCACCGUCAUUAACACUCUUCAUCUGCUGAAUCCACACAUCUCAGAUCAUCAGAUCACACACACAGUGAGAGAGUGUGUGUCUCCGUCUGAUCCAGGACCUCAUGUGUUCAUACUCGUACUGCAGUAUGAAGACUUCACUGAGGGGGACAUGAGAAGAGUCAAAUAUGUGCUGGAACAAUUCAGUGAAGAAGCAAUUAAACGCACUAUUGUGCUCACGACUGAUAAAGAGACACACGGAUUGAUUACUUCUAUGAUCAGUCAUACUGCACAACUGAUUGGAGGCAGCACUAUGGUGCAAAUGCAAACUAUUCAUCAGUUGAUUAAGGACUGUGGAGGAGGACAUCUGCAGCUGGAUGAAACAAAAACAGAAUUGCACUCAGAUAUAUUUCAAUGGGUUGAUAUGAUGGGCAAGGGAAACCAGGAAGACUAUCUCAGAUGUGACACAUUUAAUGAUUUUAAAGGAAUGUCUGUGGAUGAAGAGCCAAUCACUUCAGACGACAAAAGCACAAGUUCUCGCCACAAUGAUUCUGGAAAACCCAAAGAGAGACCAAAAAUGAGAAGUGAAGAAAGUCCCUUUUUGUCAGCUAAUUUAUCUGGAAAACAGAAGCUGAACCUGGUGCUGUGUGGAAGCAAUAGAUCACUAAAGGUCGCUGUGUCCAAACUAUUACGAGGAAAAUCGUUAAAACCUUCAAGUCAGCUAGCAAGAGGUAACGAGUGUGUGAAGAAAGAAAAUAAGGUUCAUGGAUGUGUGGUCAGUCUGGUGGAGCUUCCAGCUGUCAAUCAUCUCUCAGAGGAGGAAGUGAUGCGUCAGACUCUCCGCUGUAUGUCUCUCUGUGAUCCUGGAGUUCAUGUUUUCCUCUUCAUUGUUCCUGUUGGUCCUCUGACUGAUGAAGACAAAGCAGAAAUAGAGAAGAUCCAGAAGAUAUUUUACUCCAAAGAUCAUUUCAUGCUGCUCUUCAUCUCAGAUCUCAGUGUUGACAGACCAGUGACAGAAUUUGUCAAAUCCAGCACAGAUUCUCAGAGGUUAAUCAGUCGUUGUGGAGGUCAGUACAGAGUUAUGUUUUUAAAGGUGCCUGAAAAUUCAAGACAGAUCCCAGAAAUGCUGGAUUAUAUAGAAAAGAUGAAGACUAUACCAUAUUCACUUCAGACAUAUGUGAAAGCUCAAGAGAACAGAGUCAGACAUGAACUGGAAGAAAAACUGAGUGAAAUGGAAAGUAUGAUCAAAGACUUGCAGCAGAAGAUUCAGUCAGAAGGUGCUGAAGGUGAAUCAAAUGAUCAUGAGUGUCUGAGAAUUGUGCUGAUCGGGAAGACAGGAAGUGGAAAGAGUGCAACAGGAAACACUAUUCUGGGAAGAAAUGAGUUCCACAGCCAAUUAAGGCCAGAUUCAGUGACGACUGUGUGUGAGAAGGGAGUUGGUGAAGUUGAUGGUCGAUCAGUCGCUGUUGUUGAUACUCCAGGACUCUUUGACACAACACUGCAAACUGAUCAAGUGGUGGAAGAAAUCGUGAAAUGUGUUUCACUGUCGUCACCUGGACCUCAUGUGUUCAUCAUUGUGUUGAGUCUGGGAAGAUUCACCAAGGAGGCAAUGGACACUAUGGAUCUGAUAAAGAAGAUCUUUGGUCAUAAAGCUGCUCAGUUCAGCAUCGUCCUGUUCACUAGAGGAGACGAUCUUGAGAAUGAGUCCAUAGAAGAUUAUGUGUGCAAAUAUAACUGUGCUGAACUGAAGAAACUGAUCAGAGAUUGUGGAAACAGAUUCCUGGCUUUCAAUAACAGAGAAAAACAUGACAAAACUCAAGUAAUUAGACUGUUGAACAUGAUAGAAGAAGUGAAAAACACCAAUGAGGGUCGAUACUUCACUAACUGCAUGUUUGAGGAGGCAGAGAUGUCCAUUAAAAAGAGGAUGGAGCAAAUAAUGAAAGAGAGAGAAAGAGAAAUUCAUGUUCUAAAUGAAAAAUUAACAGCUCAAUAUGAGAUGGAAAAGAAAAAUAUGAUUAAGAGACUUGAGGAAGAGAAACAAAGAGCAGACGAGGAGAGAAUGAAAAUGGAGAAUCAAUUCAGAGAAAAAGAGGAAAAGCUGAGAAGAGAGUUUGAAGAGAAAGAGAAAACAGAACAGAAGAAACGAGAGACUGAAAAUCAGAAACGAUCAGAAGAGGAAGAACAGCAAAAAACUGAAUAUCAUCGAAAAAUAGAAGAAAUGAAGAGAGAGAUUAAAUAUCAGAUAUCACAGUAUGAAAAACAGCAAAAAGAAAAAGAAGAAGAAGAUAGAAAGAGAGAAGAGAAAUACAGACAAGAUCAAGAAAAGAUGAAAAGAGAAUGGGAGGAUGAAAAGAAACGACAGAUGAGAGAACGAGAGGAAGAAGAAAGAAAGAGAAAAGAGAAACACGAAGAACAACUGAGAGAAAAACAAGAAGAACUGGAGAAAAUGAGAAAGAGAUUUGAGAGAGAGAGAGAAGAAGAAAGACAGAAGAUAGAGGAGGAGAGAGAUAAACUGAGAAGAGAAAGAGAAGAAAAAGAGAGAGAAUAUGAAGAAAAGAAAACUAAAAUGGAAAGACAUUAUGAAAGACUGGAGCGAGAGAGAACGGAGGAGUGGGAGAAAAGAAAGCGAGAUGAUGAUGAAAGACGAGAAGAAGAAAGAAAGAAAUGGAAGAAAAUGAUUGAAGAUCUGAAACAAGAGCAAGAUGAAGAGAAAAGGAGAAGAGAAAAAGAUGAUAAGGAGAGAAAAGAACAAGAAGAGAACGAGAAAAAUGAAAUUACAAAGGAAUAUGAGGAGAAAAUAAAAGUCAUAAAGAAGAAACAUGAAGAUGAAGCCAGAAAAAAGGCAGAAGAACUGAAUGAUUUCAGAGAGAGAAAAGAGCAGCACAUUCAGGAGCUCAAACUGAUGCUGGAAGAACGUCAUAAACAACACGAACUACUGGAGAAACUUUAUCAACACCUGAAAGACCACAGAGAAGAAGAAAUAAAAGAGCUACUACAAGAAGUUGAAAAACAGAAGAAUAAAACCAGCUGUGCCAUUCUGUGAUUUUCAAAAUGAUCUCUUUGUGAUUUUCUAAUAUGAGUGUCAAAUAACAAUAUUUAUGUGUUUUUUUGUUGUUGUUGUUAUUUACCUGAAACUUUUAUCCUAUCAUUGGAUUAACUGGAUAUAGUAGAUAUAGGGGAGCACGGGGCACAACCUAACGCGGGGUUAAAUGUAACACAGACCGUUUACAUAGUUCGUCAGGAUCAAGCAGGCUGUGUUUCCGAUAUUUUUCUCUUGCAGCCAGAAGACGGUCUCCUGCGAAUUUGCGGAAAGUUUUGAUUAUAUUUCGUGAAGAUACUGGACAAAGAGUGUUUU
Pimephales promelas (fathead minnow) is the source of this 3761-nucleotide messenger RNA. The record is from RefSeq and is a predicted model, not a curated record. Lineage: Eukaryota; Metazoa; Chordata; Actinopteri; Cypriniformes; Leuciscidae.